Dichomitus squalens LYAD-421 SS1 is the source of this 2980-nucleotide messenger RNA. RefSeq lists its product as uncharacterized. Gene Ontology annotation, biological process: mRNA processing; primary miRNA processing. Lineage: Eukaryota; Fungi; Basidiomycota; Agaricomycetes; Polyporales; Polyporaceae. Bases 96 to 2849 code for a protein of 917 amino acids. Gene Ontology annotation, cellular component: nuclear body. The transcript has 10 exons. The record is from RefSeq and is a predicted model, not a curated record.
GCGUGAACCCGGUGCUCGUAGUUGUGUCGCGAUCCGAAGAGUCUUUGCUUAACUGUUUCUCUUUUCUCUCCCUCUUCAGUUCUCAUUCUGUAACCAUGUCGUCUUGGACCUCUGCUUAUCCUCAUCCUCCUCCCCCUCGUGGUCGCUCGCGUUCUCGGUCUCCUUACCGUGGGGACGCGUACCCUCCGCGCCCCCCGUACCCGGAGCAGUACCCCCAAGAUCCCUACCGCGCAGAUUGGGAGGCGUAUGACAGGGACAGGGCAUGGGCCACUUAUGAGCGAGAGAGACAGGCGUAUGAUUACUCCAGGCGUGGAAGGAGUCGCAGCCCACCGCCCCCUGACGAAGCCGGUCGGAAGCGCCGGCGUUCAUUAUCGCCCUGGGAGCGGUCGCGGUAUGAACCUAGACCCCGCUACAACGAUGACUAUGGUAUGUUUUCCGUCACUUCUGGGGGCAAAAGUAGUGCUCUUAUGUGGAACCAAGAUGCUCAUUCACGGGGAGGUUACGGAUAUGAACGUGGUCCGUAUCCACCACCUCCGUACCCGGCUGGGCGAAGGGGUCCUCCGGACCCGCACACGUUCGACUAUCCUGCGACGUUGAAGCAGUACGCGGAGUGGUUCCGUUACUACUAUCCUCAGCAGGCCAUGGAAGAGGACAGCGCCGACAAGGCUGCAGAACAAGAGGCCGGCGACGGCAGCAAACCUCGCAAUGGAAUCCGGUCGCGCUGGGAGAAGUAUAAAAAAGAGUUUGCGGCCCAACAGCUUCAGCGCAUGUUCGAUCACCACAGGAAAUCGCCGUGGUUUUCCGAGAAAUACGAUCCCGCUCCCGAGUUUCAGGCGAUGCGCACGCGUGUUAGGAAGAUUGGCUGGAAAGGGAGGAUGGACACUUUCAUCUUGGAUCUCGAGUCCGGGAAGUUUGAUCCCGACCUGAGCGAGCCUGUACCAGAGAGCACUUCGUCUACGAAGGAGAAUGCCAACGGCGACUCCUCAGCGACGAACGGUGCUGGUGGGGAUGUGAACAACGACGACACCAAGCCUUCCGGUGAUGAUGAGAUGCAGUUCAAUGUAGAGCCUGAGGAAGACAAUGGUGGCGACGACGCGAAUCGCCUCGGCGGGAAUAAGAACAAGGCCGGUGCGAACCGCGGAGAAGAGGUCGCUGUGCCUCCGGAAGGCAAUCAGGUUAUGAUUCGCACUAUUCCCCCAGAUAUUGGCCGUGCGAAGUUGGAGGAAUCCAUUAGCAAGCUUCCUGGUUUCGUCUACCUCGCCCUCGGCGAUCCUCUUCAGAAGCGAAACUACUACCGAGCUGGUUGGAUCAAGUUCACCGAGGAUGUUGACAUGCCGAACCUCAUGACGGAGCUGUCGGAGAAGAAGAUCGAGGGUUUCAAGUUGCACGUUGCGCACAUUACGAAGCCUUUUGUGACCCGGACACGCUUCACGCCUGAGGUCGCGAGCAAGCCGGACCGCCUUGUCAAAGAUCUCGAGAAUGCCAAGAGGCUUGCCUCCAUCCUGGAGGAGGAAUACCUGAACCUCCGUAGGGCGAAGAUCGAGGGGAGGCCCCAGAACGGAGACGCCCCAGCGGGCGCCAACGGCGAGCGUGCCGAGGGUCCUCAUGAGGACUCCACCAUGACGGACGCGGAGGACGACCCAGAGCCUCGGGAGAUGGGGAGCGAGGCUGUCGAGAGGCGCAUCGAGAAGGUCAUGGCAGACCUUCAAGAACAGGGUGCGGUGGACACCAGCGACGAGAAGGCUUUGGAAGCGAAGAGGACGGUGAUAGCUUUGGAUCUGUAUCUCGCCUAUCUGCGAGCUGCUUUCAACACGUGCUACUACUGCGCAGUUAUCACAGACCAUGUAGAAGAAUUGCAGCGGAAGUGUGUUAAGCACUUGAGAAAGCCCAUGUCGAAGAUGUUGCUGCAAGAAGUUCAGGCUGCUGAGGCUUCGAAGGCUGAGAAAGACCUUAAGGUUGAUGAGGGCGCGGACGCUGCGAGGGAGAAGGAUGCGUCGAACGCGAAGGAGAAAUCAGAGAAUCGAGACUGGAAGCGUAAUGACGAGCGCUGGCUUGAAUGGCUCGAUUCCAAGAUCGCGCUGCUCAUUGACCGCAACGGAGUCGAUCCUCGAGAUUAUGGUGGCAAGAGCUAUGAAGAAGAGCUAUCGCGAGCCUGCGAGCCUUACAUUAAGCAGGAAGACGAAGGCAAGUUCCGCUGUAAGACUUGUCAGAAGUUGUUCAAGGCUACGUCUUUCGUCGAGAAACAUAUUGCGAACAAGCACGCAGACCUCGUGAAGAAUCUUGAAGAGAUACCGUACUUCAACAACUUCGCAUUGGACCCACAUCGGAUCCAGCCUUUCACGCACCCUCCUCAGACAAUGGGCUCCAGCCAACCUCCGCCCCCUCAGGCGUACGGCCUCCAAGCAACUGCGGCUUAUCCCCCACCAGCAGCUUACGACGCUCGCCCACCUCCUUACAAUCCUUACGUAGCUGGCGGCUACCCGCCAUACCCUGGUCCCGCCUACUGGGACCCAUACGCAUAUCCAUACGGCGGCCCGUAUCCUCCUCCACCCCGUCGAGAUGAUGGAGCUGUGCCGAGGCGGCUUAGUGACCGCAUUAGUGGGAUUGCCCCGAAUCUCGAUCUGCCGCUUGAGUCGAUACCGGUGCCCGCGUCCGCAGGGCUGCCAGCAAAGCCUGCAGUAAGCUUGGAACCAGGUCCCGGUGCGCGUCGGGGGCGCGGUGGCGCCAACGGCCCGUCUCCCCCGCCUCCGCCAGAUGCGAAGGAGGAUCCCAGGGCGCAGGCAGGCAAGAAGGUUAGCUAUGUUGACGUAGACCGUGUUGCUGAGGGCGAUGUGGAGUUGUCGUACUAGUUCUUGUAAUAAUGUCGUAUGGAUGUCUGGUCUGGCUUCUGUCGUUCUGUUUCUGUCGAAUUUCCGUGCAGGCUGCACGCCAAGAACCUCGUGUUCAUUUCCAUACACGUUGCAAUGGACACGCCACCCCG